CAAAUAUUUUUCAAUAGUGUAGUUUACAAUAACAUUCAUAAUUUAAACAAUCUUGUGUAAAAAUAAGUGACAAUGGCCGGAGUUUUAUUUGAAGAUAUAUUCAAUGUCAAAGAUAUUGAUCCAGAGGGAAAGAAAUUUGACAGAGUGAGUCGACUACAUUGCGAGAGCGAAUCUUUCAAAAUGGAUUUAAUUUUAGACAUCAAUUCAUGGCUGUACCCAAUGGAGUUAGGUGACAAAUUCCGAUUGGUACUGGCAACUACCUUAAGAGAAGAUGGUUAUGCUGACGCUGGUGACUGGAAUCCUCAAGGAUUGGAAAAUGAAGGAUCAAGGGCAGACAGUUUCGAAUACGUAAUGGCUGGCAAAGUGUAUAGGAUAGAAGGUGAUGAAGCAGCUAACGAACCAUCAAGCAGAUUAGCUGCUUAUGUAUCUUUUGGAGGUCUCCUGAUGCGGUUACAAGGCGAUGCGAAUAAUUUGCACAGUUUUGAAGUAGAUCAACAUAUGUAUCUGCUAAUGAAGAAGAUUUUCAUGUAAUUUUUGUACUCCCUUUUUAUAUAUUGAAAUAUACUAAGUUUAAAUUA
This is a messenger RNA of Diorhabda carinulata, 578 nucleotides long. RefSeq names its product DNA-directed RNA polymerases I, II, and III subunit RPABC3 (gene Rpb8). The record is from RefSeq and is a predicted model, not a curated record. Gene Ontology annotation, molecular function: DNA-directed RNA polymerase activity. Gene Ontology annotation, biological process: DNA-templated transcription. The coding region runs from base 73 to 531 and encodes 152 amino acids. NCBI's taxonomy places the organism in Eukaryota, Metazoa, Arthropoda, Insecta, Coleoptera, Chrysomelidae. Gene Ontology annotation, cellular component: RNA polymerase I complex; RNA polymerase II, core complex; RNA polymerase III complex. The transcript is spliced from 4 exons.